Lacerta agilis (Sand lizard) is the source of this 2529-nucleotide messenger RNA. RefSeq names its product leucine zipper tumor suppressor 1 (gene LZTS1). Bases 236 to 2074 code for a protein of 612 amino acids. NCBI's taxonomy places the organism in Eukaryota, Metazoa, Chordata, Lepidosauria, Squamata, Lacertidae. The transcript has 4 exons. Gene Ontology annotation, cellular component: dendritic spine. Gene Ontology annotation, biological process: regulation of synaptic plasticity; regulation of dendrite morphogenesis. The record is from RefSeq and is a predicted model, not a curated record.
CCCGCGGCGAAAGGAGGAGGAGGAGGAGGCGGCGGCGCGAUCGCCCGAGCUUGGCGCUCCGGAGGUGGCAGCAGGCUGCAGCGAAGAGGCAGCUUCAGGUUUAUUGCUCCUUGGCACAGCAAGGCUUCUGCUAUGACCACAACACCAGCCUUCUCUCCCAACAGUGAGGACAUUCUCUUAGAAGACCCACCCAGGGUGCCCUCCCUUCUGUGCAUGCCCUCCACCCAGGACGAUCAUGGGAAGUGUCAGUAGCCUAAUCUCUGGCCACAGCUUCCACAGCAAACACUGCCGGGCAUCCCAGUACAAGCUGCGCAAGUCUUCCCACCUGAAGAAGCUGAACAGAUAUUCAGACGGACUGUUGAAAUUUGGCUUCUCUCAGGAAACUGUUCACAAUAAGUCCAGCUCCAAGGGCAACAAGAAUGAAGACUUUUUUUACAUCAAGGUCAACCAGAAGGCUCACCGGACGGACUACACCCCGCUCUCUGGGGGGGAGCUGGGAGGCCAGGCUGGGAGGAGCAGUGUGGACUUUGGCACCACGACGCCACCCAAACUGAAGCCAGUCUCCAACCAGAUAGAACUACCCACUGACAAGAGUGCUACGAGGCCCACAGCCUUCAAGCCCGUGCUCCCUCGCUCCAGCACAGUCCUCCACUCUUCCCCAGAGCACGGCAACCAUGUUCCCCAGAAGCUCCAAUCGCAGGAGAAAGCCAAGGAUGCGGAUGCUAAGCCUGCUCUGUGCUCCGGAGGACUGUCAGACUCUGGAAGAAACUCCAUGUCUAGCCUCCCCACGCACAGUACAGCCAGCAGCUACCAGUUGGACCCCCUUGUCGCUCCCGUGGGACCCAUCAACCGAUUUGGGGGCUCUGCCUUGAACAUCACUCAGUGCGCCAUCCUGCAGGACAGUAACAUGAUGAGCCUGAAGGCCUUGUCCUUCUCGGAUGGGGGCACCAAGAUCCUGAACCCUGGCAAAAUGUCUGCUCCUCCCCACCCCGGCGAGAAGAACUCCUGUGUCCGCUCGCCGAUCUCCACGGAGGAGUCUGCCAUCCAGGAGCUGGAGCAGAAGCUUCUGGAGAGGGAGGGGGAGCUGCAGGAGCUGCAGUGCAGCUUUGAGGAGAAGGAGAUCGCCUCCUGCCAAAGCUACGAGGAAAAGCAGAGGCGCUGCAGGGACGAGAUGGAAGGGCUGAAGCAGAAAUGCAACAACAGACUCAAGCAGACGUCGCAGAAGAGCCACAGGGCGCAGCAGCUGCUGCAGCUGCAAGUGUUCCAGCUGCAGCAGGAGAAGCAGCAGCUCCGGGAGGAACUGGCCAACCUGAUGAAGGAGCAGGACCUCCUGGAGGCCAAGCUGAGGUCCUAUGAGAAGGAAAAGACCAACUUUGCCCCAGCGCUGGAGGAAACUCAGUGGGAGGUGUGCCAGAAGUCUGGUGAAAUCUCUCUCCUGAAGCAGCAGCUGAAGGAAUCCCAGACAGAGCUCAACAGCAAGACCAACGAGGUCCUCAACCUGAAAGCUCAGCUGAAGGAUGUCCGGGCAAAGAUGGAAUUGCUAGAUAUGAAAAUCCAGGACCUGGAAGAUUCCCUGCGCGCCAAGGCUAUGGAGCUGGAGGUGUGCGAGAACGAGCUCCAGCGCAAGAAGAACGAGUCGGAGCUGCUGAGGGAGAAGGUGAACCUGCUGGAGCAGGAGAUCGCAGAGCUGCGGACGGAACUCACCAUCCUCAGGGAGCAGAUGAAGUGUGGGACGGCCUCCGCGGGCCUGGAGGGGAGCAUGACGGAGGAAGCGCAAGCCCUGUGGCGGGAAGUGGAGAAGCUGAAGGCAGAGCUGGGAGAGGCUCAGGACAGCAACCAGCAGAUGACGGCCGGCUUCCAGCAGGAGCGGCAGACCUGGAAGGAGGAGAAAGAGAAAGUCAUCCACUACCAGAAGCAGCUGCAGCAGAGCUACCUGCACAUGUACAAACGGAACCAGAACCUGGAGAAGAUGCUCCAGCAGCUGGCUGCAGGGGAGGAUGGCAAAGAGCCUUUAGACCUUGACCUCCAUGGAACUGAUGUCCCUUAUGAGGACAUCAUUGCCACUGAAAUCUGAAGGGUUCUGCGUUGUCUUGCCCGCUCUGGAGAGGAGAUGCAUCUUUCAACUGGGGGGGAGGAGAUUGUGUGUGUACAGUCCAGGAGAACCACCUGUUUUCUUGGUUGAGGUCCUUCGCCUGGCCAAAAUGGAUCGCCAGCUGUUGUCCUGCCACAUGUUAAUGGUGUGAGGCACCAAUCCCAACCCUGUCAUGCCCAAUACAUCCUUCUGUGAGCGCUAUCCUGACUAGAGCACCCCAGUGAGAAAUAAAAAGGGAUGUUACCAGUUGACCAUUCUGUCAGGAUAGAAUCAAAGCAGCAGCUGCUUUCAGUGGAGAAUAUGCAAUAAUCUCCAUGCCAAUUACCACAGGUGGCUGCUUCUUGCCCAUGACCCAAAUAUCAGUUCCCAAGGGCUACUGGAGUGCCAGCCAUAGCAAAUGCCAUUAUAGCUCUCCUGCAGCUACUAAACUGUGGGAU